AAAGUUUUUCUGUGCUAUUCACUAGCUUUUAAGAAUUUGCUCCCAAACUUUUUUCUAAAUUCUUCGGCAGUACACAAUGUGUCAAUCCAUGGGCCAAGCGAUAUGCGAGCUGAAGCAUAUGCCGCUCUCCGGCGACAAAGAGUUAGACGCCCAAAUUAAAAAAUGGGUCAAAUGGGAUCGUAACCAAGACACGUUGGCGCAAAUAAUGGAGGCGGUCAGGAAUGAAGAUUGGGAUACCCUUCGAUGCCGUCUCUGCAGACGUAUAUCUUUUGGCACAGAGGGAUUACGUGCCGUAAUGCGUGCUGGAUUUGAUUCUAUGAACGAAUUGGUCGUUAUACAGACUGCUCAGGGGGUAUGUGCGUACAUAAAGGAACAAUAUCCGGAUGAGGCAUCGUGGGCCGAACAGGGCGUGGUAGUUGGCUAUGAUGGUCGUUACAAUAGUCAACGCUUUGCGGAAUUAACUGCAAUUGUGUUCUUAAGUCAAAAUUUUCGUGUAUAUCUUUUUAGGCGUAUUGUUCCCACGCCCUUCGUGCCCUACACCGUACAAAGACUAAGCUGCCUAGGCGGUGUGAUGGUCACAGCGUCUCACAAUCCUAAACAGGAUAAUGGCUAUAAGGUUUAUUGGUCUAAUGGCGCACAAGUCAUACCACCGCAUGAUGAAGCUAUUAGUAAGGCAAUUUUGGAUAAUUUGCAACCACAUCCCGAUUCUUGGGAUGAGACUCUGCUGUGCGCCAACGACUUGUUGAGCGAUCCCUACAAUAAUGUUGUUACAGCUUAUUACGAUGCGCUUAAAAAGGAGAUUUCUUGCCCACUAAUGGAGGCCAAUGGCAGAUGUCCAUUAACUUUUACAUAUACGGCCAUGCAUGGCGUUGGUUAUCCAUACAUAAAGUUGGCAUUUGGCAAAAUUAACCUUAAGUCCGUUGUUCCCGUGUGUGAGCAGAUAAUGCCAGAUCCAGAAUUCUCAACGACGCCCAUACCCAAUCCAGAAGAGGGCAAAACAUCAUUGGAUUUGGCCAUAAAACGGGCAACUGCCAAAAAAUGUCCCAUUAUCUUGGCCAACGAUCCGGAUGCCGAUCGUUUGGCUGUUGCUGAACUUGACGACAGUAAGCAAUACAAGAUAUUCAGUGGCAACGAACUGGGCGCCCUUUUAGGCUGGUGGGCAUUACAGAAUUAUAAACUGAAGGACGAAAACGCAGAUGUAUCCAAUUCUGUGAUGGUAUCCAGCACUGUCAGCUCUAAGAUAUUGAAAUCUAUGGCUGAUGUCGAGGGAUUCACCUACCAUGAAACGCUGCCAGGCUUCAAAUGGAUCGGUAACAAGGUGAUCGAGGAGCGCGAUGCGGGCAAAAAGGUGCUCUUCGCGUUCGAGGAGGCAAUUGGCUAUAUGGUUUCCACAAAUGUUAUUGACAAAGAUGGUAUUAGUGCUGCAGCUCACGUGGCUACAAUGGCCUGCUAUUUGCGCUGCAAGAAGUGUAUGACAAUGCAGGAGAAGCUGCGGGACUUAUACGAGAACUACGGGUUCCAUACCAGUGUCGUCUCUUAUGUCACUUGUCGUGAUAGAGGGCUUAUUAAGAAGAUCUUUGAUCGCCUGCGAACCUUUGACGACGGCCAAGAGAACACCUAUCCAACAAGCAUAAUGGACGGUGAAUAUGAGAUUGAGAAUGUACGUGACCUGACCACGGGCUAUGAUAGCAGCACCCCAGAUAAAAAGGCCACGUUACCAGUUUGCGAAAGCACCCAGAUGAUUACGUUUACUUUUAAAAAUGGUAUGGUGGUCACAUUACGUACUAGUGGUACUGAGCCAAAACUGAAGUAUUAUGCCGAGAUGUGCGGCAGACCAGAAAACAAGCGCUGGGAAGAGUUAUCAGAGACUCUUAAUCGCAUGGUCGAUGCCAUUGUUAAUGAGUUUUACGAGCCCGAAAAGAACGGACUGGAGCGUAGACAGGAAGACUAGAUUUGCAAGCGGAGUAUAGAUGGGUUUCGUAUAUGUAGAUGCCCCAAAUUUUCAGUUUUCUGCUAAAUUAACGAGUACAAUCGGAUUUCGGAUUACCAACGCUGCUGAUGGCAACAGAUAUUUUUGAUUAUUAGAAACACCAAAAAAAAUUAAAUUCAAUAAAGAUUUUCUUGGGGUUGU
Messenger RNA from Drosophila novamexicana, 2131 nucleotides. RefSeq names its product glucose 1,6-bisphosphate synthase-like. The transcript is spliced from 4 exons. The record is from RefSeq and is a predicted model, not a curated record. Lineage: Eukaryota; Metazoa; Arthropoda; Insecta; Diptera; Drosophilidae. The coding region runs from base 77 to 1951 and encodes 624 amino acids. Gene Ontology annotation, molecular function: magnesium ion binding; phosphopentomutase activity. Gene Ontology annotation, biological process: purine ribonucleoside salvage; carbohydrate metabolic process.